Messenger RNA from Boeremia exigua, 1081 nucleotides. RefSeq lists its product as uncharacterized. NCBI's taxonomy places the organism in Eukaryota, Fungi, Ascomycota, Dothideomycetes, Pleosporales, Didymellaceae. The transcript has a single exon. The record is from RefSeq and is a predicted model, not a curated record. The coding region runs from base 1 to 783 and encodes 260 amino acids.
AUGUCAAUCUUCAACCUUCCGAAAGAGAUUCGCCUGCAAAUCUGGACGUUGGUCUACUUGAACGAACCGCCUCGGCUUGUCACACUGCGCAGCAAACCACACGAUGACCGUCACGCAGAGGACGUUUUCUGUCCACGCUAUUCACCAACCCCCGCCCCCACGGUAGUCAACAUCUGUCAUGAAGCACGUGCAGAGGCAGAGUACCAAGCGCGACGUGCCAACGCCCUGAUUCAUCUACCAUCCCCUCUCGACCCCACCCCUGACGAGUUCUAUUUCCGGCUCGAUACAGAUUUGUUGUUCAUCGACCUUGAGCACGGCAUCAACAAGCACUUCGACGACUCGCCCGACGCCGGUCUUCUUGCCCACUUCCUCGAAGCAGCGGGCUGCGAUGCGACGUCACUGAAGAAUAUUGUGAUUACGCAGGUUGUUCGCGUUGCGUUUGUUGAUGGCGCACUGUCGAAUUGCUUACGCGACUUUCCUAGCAUUGAACAUCUUGUCAUGGUCGUGGAUCACAAAGACAUGCGCACUGACCAAGAGAAGGAGCGCUUUAUUCUUGCUGCACGACGCAUUGUCACACAGUACCGUCUUGACAUGCGGAUCAGGGCGAAGGCGAGAGGCGAUGUAUACGUGCAUGGCGAACGUCUCCUCGAUCUUGACUUUGCAGUCAGGGGUGGGACAGCACUGAGCAUGCUGAAUAAGAGCGACUGGGAGGGGUGGGGUGACUUGCAGAGCAACUGGUGGAUGGAGGAUGUGCCUCAGAGGUAUAUUGAUUUCUACUUUUGAUUAUGCUAUUAUACUACAGUCUAUGGAUGCCGAUGCAUGCCUGAUCCGAAGGCUACGGAAUCUCCAGAUAGAUUCUGUCGCCUUCUUUCGGUUCCUCGAGAUAGUCAUCUGCGGUCUCGGUCGGCAGCUGGCGCUUCUCAGCCCAAUCGCGCACAGCUUCAAAGUUGCGACACGUAUGCACAGUAUUGAAGUCGACAAAGGGUUCGAUCUCCGAAUUGGGUGGCUGAUACCAGACUUGCCCCAAGACGCCGAUAUCAACGUUGCACAUUAAUUGUUGCCGAAUGAUAUCGAGACAGUG